AGGCUGAAGAAAGUGAAAUGUUUGUUGCUCCAACAAGAUGGUUACUUUUGCAAGAUACAACAACUAAUAAUUCAUCUCAAAUAAAUUUAAAAAAUCAGUUUGACGGCUUAGGAAUUUUUCCUGACAGUGAAUUAUACCUUGCACAGAGAUUAAAAAAUGAUUCAAUCAAUAUACUAUCUAUUUACCGGCCUAGCAUGUACGUGAACUUGAUUUUUGAAUACCGAGGAAAUUGGGACGCUUUGAACGGUGUAAAUUUUGUGGACUCAAUACCUGCCUCGCAGCGAAGAAGGAAUCUUCAUUUAACCCCCCUAAAAACGUGUCUCGUGUUGGUUAAUCCAGACACAUUAAAUCAUUUAACGGAUUACAAAGAUAAGAGGAUUGACGCUGUUACCAAAGCUAACUACAUAUGGAUGAUGCAUCUUGUUAAUCGCAUUAAUGCCACAGUAACAUACACAUGGCGAAACACUUGGGGUUAUCAAGACCAAAAUGGAACAUGGAGUGGAAUGAUUGGAUUGUUGGAUCGGAAUGAAAUCGACUUUGGUGGAACAGCGACAUUCCUGAUAAAACAAAGGAUCGGCGUAAUAGAAUACUUACACCUUUAUACACCUGUCGGAUCUAAAUUUGUAUUCCGCAAACCUCCACUGUCUUAUGUGAGUAAUUUAUUCACUCUACCAUUUGGGCGCGCAGUUUGGUAUGCUAUUGCCGUAAUGACGUGUGUUAUCUGCGGAUUUUUGUAUAUUACUUUGAAAUGGGAGUGGAAAAAAACACUAGAGUCCGAAGAAGAUACCCGACAUCCUGACGACUUGCAAAAGGAUCCUUCAUUAAGUGACGAUUUAUUAAUUCUCUCAAGCGCGAUUUUUCAACAAGGAUUGUCAUACGAACCACGGACAAUUUCGUCAAGAAUAAUAACAUUAAUGUUACUUUUAGCAGCGUUGAGUCUCUAUGCAUCUUACACGGCAAAUAUUGUCGCUCUUUUACAGUCAACAUCUAAUUCAAUAAAUACUUUAAAGGAUCUCAUACAAAGUGGAUUAAAAUUUGGAAUCUACGAUAUUGUUUACAAUCGAUAUUAUUUUGGAGCACUAGAUGAUCCGAUACGGAGGGAAUUUAGAGAACGUUUUGUAACAAAUAAAUCUUCAAUAUGGCUAACUAUGGAAGAUGGGAUUGAAAGAGUGAGAAAAGGAUUAUUCGCAUUCCAUGUUGACACUGCGGCUGGGUAUCAAUUGAUGCAAGAGACUUAUGACGAAGACGAAAAAUGUGGAUUACAAGAGAUUGAUUAUAUGGGUGUACUUGAUCCAAUGCUUAUUAUUAAGCGGAGAUCUCCUUAUCGCGAAAUAUUUAAAGUUGGAUCACUUUGGUUACGCGAAGCUGGACUACAACAACGCGACACACCAAGAUUAUUUACCAAAAAACCAGUUUGUGUAGGUCAGACCAGUUUUAUAAGUGUUGGAACAACAGAAUGUUAUGCCGCUUUUUACACUAUUAUUUAUGGAGUUGCUAUCGCAUUUGGAGUUUUAUUUAUUGAAAUUAUUUACCACAGAUGCCGUGAAAGUAAGAAUGAUGAUUCUUCUGAAAGUGAGAACGACGUUGAACAACAUCAACAAUCAAGACAGACUUCUGGAGAAUCAUUAGAAGCUAUCGAAUAAAAUUUGUUGUAGCAAAUCACUAAUAUCAA
Cotesia congregata is the source of this 1672-nucleotide messenger RNA. The record is from the annotation of a GenBank genome assembly. NCBI's taxonomy places the organism in Eukaryota, Metazoa, Arthropoda, Insecta, Hymenoptera, Braconidae.